Messenger RNA from Pygocentrus nattereri (red-bellied piranha), 3795 nucleotides. It is a transcript of the gene sox9a, whose product is annotated as SRY-box transcription factor 9a. Gene Ontology annotation, biological process: chondrocyte differentiation; heart development; oligodendrocyte differentiation. The record is from RefSeq and is a predicted model, not a curated record. Gene Ontology annotation, molecular function: DNA-binding transcription factor activity, RNA polymerase II-specific; RNA polymerase II cis-regulatory region sequence-specific DNA binding. The transcript is spliced from 3 exons. Lineage: Eukaryota; Metazoa; Chordata; Actinopteri; Characiformes; Serrasalmidae. The coding region runs from base 220 to 1638 and encodes 472 amino acids. Gene Ontology annotation, cellular component: nucleus.
GGAGGAAUAAAACAUACGGGAGGGAAAAAUAAACAGGAGAACCUGAGAGAACCCGAGGGGAACGGGAACCUCGGCCGCGUGAGAAGCCACCAGGACGUCAGCGCGCGCUUCAGACCCGGUUGGAGUUCUCAAGGACUUUCUGAGGAGCCGCGCGACGCGCCACAACUUUUGCUUUUGAUCUUUUUUUUCUCCGCGCGCCGCUCACCGUCCGCUCCUCGCAUGAAUCUCCUCGACCCCUACCUCAAGAUGACGGACGAGCAAGAGAAGGGUCUGUCCGACGCCCCGAGCCCCAGCGUGUCUGAGGACUCGGCGGGCUCCCCGUGCCCCUCCGCCUCGGGCUCCGACGGCGAGCGCGCCGCGGCCGAGAGCCGCCUCGGGGACUUCAAGAAGGACGAGGGCGAGGACAAGUUUCCCGCGUGCAUCCGCGAGGCCGUCUCACAGGUGCUGAAGGGUUAUGACUGGACGCUCGUGCCCAUGCCGGUGCGCGUGAACGGCUCGAGCAAGAACAAGCCGCACGUGAAGAGGCCCAUGAACGCUUUUAUGGUGUGGGCGCAGGCGGCGCGGAGGAAACUGGCGGACCAGUACCCUCAUCUCCACAACGCGGAGCUCAGCAAGACCCUGGGCAAGCUGUGGAGGUUGCUGAACGAUGUGGAGAAGAGGCCUUUUGUGGAGGAGGCGGAACGCCUGCGCGUGCAGCACAAAAAGGAUCACCCAGACUACAAAUACCAGCCCCGGAGGAGGAAGUCAGUGAAGAACGGCGCAGGCGAGGUGGAGGAGGGCGCAGAACAUGGGCACGUGUCGCCCAACGCUAUCUUUAAAGCUCUGCAGCAGGCCGACUCCCCCGCAUCCAGCAUGGGAGAAGUGCACUCCCCCAGUGAGCAAGGAGGCCAGUCCCAAGGUCCCCCGACUCCCCCCACCACCCCCAAAAUCGAUGUACAGCCAAGCAAAGUAGACCUGAAGCGCGAGGGCCGGCCACUCCAGGAGGGCAGCGGACGCCAGCUCAACAUUGACUUCCGUGACGUGGACAUCGGUGAACUGAGCAGCGAUGUCAUCUCGCACAUGGAGAGCUUCGACGUGACCGAGUUCGAUCAGUACCUGCCCCCAAACGGGCACCCGGGAGCCACAUACGUGGGCGGAUAUGGCCUGGGCCAGGCAGCGGGGGGCGGCUGGAUGAGCAAGAACCAGAGUGGAAGCCCUCAGGGCGCGCAGCAGCAGCAGCAGCAUUCCCUAACCCAGCUGGGCACCGGGAGCGGCGGAGAUCAGGGCCAGCAGAGAAACACCACUCACAUCAAGACAGAGCAGCUGAGUCCCAGCCACUACAGCGAGCAGCAGGGCUCGCCACAGCAUGUCACCUACGGUUCCUUCAACCUGCAGCACUACGCCGCCUCCUCCUUCCCCUCCAUCAGCCGGGCACAGUACGACUACGGUGACCAGCAGGGCGGUGCCACCUCCUACUAUAGCCAUGCUGCAGGCCAGGGCUCCAGUCUCUACUCUACCUUCAGCUACAUGAGCCCCAGCCAGAGGCCCAUGUACACCCCCAUCACCGACUCCACCGGCGUGCCCUCCGUCCCGGCAGCCGGCCACAGCCCCCAGCACUGGGACCAGCAGCCCGUGUACACACAGCUCACAAGACCCUGACCAUUUAGACUGUUCAACAAGGCUGAUGACUCGUUAUGCCUCGUUAACUCUGUAAAAACAGACAUUUGAGGAAAGCUGGACUUCAAAAAAGACUCACAUUGUGCCUUCAGAAAAACCUGAUGCCAUGAGUAGAUAUAUAUUUUUAGCCUUGAUUACAAGAAAAAACAUUUUUCUGAGAAAAAGGUUCCUCUGUGAGGAAUAAUUAAUUAUUGUACUUUAGUAUGUACUGUGUAUGUUUGCUGGCACUUCACUAUAGGGCGUGCAUGACACACAAGCUCAUCAUGACAACUGACAUAAACCUGAAUAAACGUUUACAGAUGUCAUCUGUCAUAAAAGCUGCCUUUGUCAACUCUGAUGUCACGUUAGCAGUUUUAUGACAUGGGGUUGUUGGUUUAUAGCUCACAGUGAUAUAAUGCUGAUGAUAUAGAAAAGCAGGCGCUGGGCAAAAUGACUAUCAGCAUUGUGAUAAAUCAUGUCAUAAUAUGCAUUUGUAGACUUCUCACAGUCCAGUUUAUCUGGAUUUGGUGCCAAAUAUUGCAAAAUAAUUGAUAACAUUUUUAAAAUUUAACACUACUGGCUCUUCUUUCUCUGUUCCAACUGAUCAGAUGUCUGAACCAGUAAAUAUAGCGACAUAUCAUGCAACGUGAAAAUUUCUUGAAGUAUCACAAGACUCAAUUUUUGCUAUAUUGCCCACCUCGUUGGUAUAGUUUACUUUUUAUAUGUGGUAGGAUUGGCCAGCUGUCAUGUUAUCAGCAUUGUGAUACUGUGCUGGACACUGAAAAGGUUCAAUGACGUAAAAAAUCAACAGAUACUUGACAUACAGCUUUUAUGACAAACGAUGCCUGUUGAAAUGAGCCUUUCAUUGCUGUCCAAAAUAAACGAGUGUCUCCAGUCCACCAUGGUUGGAGCGCAGCAGCUGUCCUUUACAUUCUGUGAAAAUGUGAUAAUGAUUGGACCAAAAGAAACCAAAAUGUCUUGGAACGAAAUCUCGUCAUGAACUUGCAUUGGCCUUAAAGAACAUUUUUGCCUUCUCCUGUAAACCUGCCAUGAUUUUCAUGUGAUAUUGUUUACGCAGGUUCAUGUGUGUCAUGCAGCCUUAUGAACACCUCCUACAGUGAUGUGUAACUAUGUUUUCUUGCCAUUGGCUGAUUGGAGGGGAUUUUAUGCCAUUUCUCUUAAAAGAAAGGUCUAUUUUUGCUAAACUAAACCACUCCUAGCAGCCCUGUCUCAUUCGCAUCUGCAUCUGAAUCAUUUGUCGGCCUGUUUUCUCGUCUUCAUGCGUUGUAGGUUGCGUAGGUUUAUUUAUCUUUCCUGUAAAGCAUUCCUAAAAGGGCCAGGCAGGAGUUUUGAGCGUGCACCAUCAGUGCCUGGUCCAAGGGUUUGGGGGUGAUUUUGAGGGGGGCAGGGUUUGGCUAAAAGGAAAAGUACACCAGCAGCUGAGAAUUUACUCCUGUGACAGGAAACGACCUCUGAUCCCCAGGUUGUCCAGUCUUGCCAGCCCUGUCUUCCCACCCCCACCUUCCCAUUCUGUCAAGUCUUAACCCUUCUAAUUUAUUUAUUAGCAUUAAUUUUAUUUCAAAGUAAUUAUGUGCAUUGUAUUCGUUAAUACUUUAAAGGACUAAUUGUUUUUUUUUUUUUUUUCAGAAAUCGCCCCUCCAGGUUCCAUAGCAUAGUCGGCGUAAAGCCUGAGGGGCGCUACUUAAUAUGGUACAGUUUUGUAAUCGUGUUUAUUUAUCAUAUGUAGAUGUUUCUAUUUUAAAUGUUGUUUUUUCCUUUUGUGUGUGUGUGUGUGUGUGUGUGUGUGUGUUAGCCAAACGCAUAUUGAUGAAGUACUGUUUCCAUUCCGAAAGUAAGGCUCAGUUGAAAGCAAGGCUCAACUGGACCAGUUCAAUUUCCUUUCAUCAGAAAGUUUCAUAAAGCUCUGAAGCGGUGAUUGUUUCGUUUUUGUUUGCUUGUUUUUUUUUUUGUUUAGAGACGCCAAUAUGUUCCAUCUAAUCUCUCCUAAGAGUUACUCCUUAUUCCAUGCCACGUAUCUGAGAACUGAUGUUACUGGUCAUCCAACCAUUGUUUUCCUUGCAUCAGAUUUAAAGAUUUCCUUUGAAGAAGUUCAUCUUUUUAUGAUAUUUGCAAUAAAAGAAGAAAGUGUAAAAAACCAAA